Molecule: messenger RNA, 660 nt
Organism: Cryptomeria japonica (Japanese cedar)
Lineage: Eukaryota; Viridiplantae; Streptophyta; Pinopsida; Cupressales; Cupressaceae
Product: citrate-binding protein-like
Exons: 3
Coding region: 1-660 (219 amino acids)
Source: RefSeq, a predicted model, not a curated record
AUGGCGAGGAUGUUAGCGAUUUUGGGUGGUGUUUUGAUUUGGAUUGCAAGUGUAUAUGCGGAUUCAACUGCCUCACCAACUAAAGGCUUUACCGAAGUGGUUUUAAAUGCAACAAAUUUUAUUAUACAGAAGCCAUAUGACAAGGAGGAAUAUGAGCGCUACAGCUUCAUUGAUGGCGUCCAUUCCAUGUGGGUUUACAGCGAUGACAAACCCCAUAGUCCUGAGAGCAAGACCAGGCCCAGGACAGAAAUCCGCAUCCAGGGAUAUGACUAUACAAAUGGAGUGUGGCAGUUUGAGGGGGACAUGUAUGUACCGCGGGGAACGUCGGGAGUGUGCGUCAUGCAAGUUUUCGGCGCUGUCAAACAUGCCACGUCGUUAAUGCUUCUGGUUUCCAACGGAAAUCUUAGGCAUUACAAUGACCAAGUUGUGGCAUCUGAUAUUUAUGAUCGGUGGAUUCAUCUCAAUGGUAUCCACAAUACAGAUGAAGGGAAAGUGUUUGUGUUCGUGGAUGGGCAGGAGAAGGUAGUGGCUAAUGACGGAGGUCUUGCCAACCAUUAUUUUAAGUGUGGAGUUUAUGCUAAUAAUAACGCUUCAUCUUGCAUGGAGUCUCGUUGGAAAAAUAUCAGACUUUACAAAAGUGAUCUUGAACUCCAGUAUUAG